CGUUGAAACAAUCUGAUUCUUGUGAAGCAAUACUUUUUAAUAUAAUCAGUUAGUCAUCACUGUGGAUUUCACCAGCUAGGUAUUAGUUAUAAUAAAAUAUGACGAUUGGUAAGAACGUUGAUAAAUGGUGUGAAUAUAUUCAGUGCGUUGCUGGUUUUGAAUCGUGAACAAGUUCGACCUCAACCAUGCCCAAAGAGAAACCUUCAAAAAAAGUGAAUUGCCAAGUGCGUUUCGAUAGCAACCCCAAUGCGAUUUUCAGGGCAGGAGAUGCGGUUUCCGGGACGGUUAUACUUACUCUAACUAAGCUGAAAAAAGUUAAAGGAGUGUAUGUAUUGAUUUCUGGCUUUGCUGAAACAUUUUGGGACGGUAAGGUAUAUCAUGGUCCCAAAAACCGGAAAACGAAGGCACACUUCAAAGGCUAUGAAGAUUUCAUUGAUAAGAAGAUCUACCUCGUAGAAUCCGACGAUGGAAGUCCUAUAGAUUUACCCAUGGGCUCUAAUCAGUAUCAUAUUCGGUUCGACAUUCCUUCGACAGCAUCAACUUCAAUGGAAGGGAGGCAUGGACACGUACGAUACUUAGUGAAGAUUGUGCUAGAAAGGCCUUGGAAGUAUGAUCAAAACUUUCAGACGCCUCUCACGGUAUUAGCCAGGGCUAAUAGUCAGAGUUCGCAUCUUAGCAAACCUAUAAAAGUAGAAGAUCAGUUGAGAUUCUAUUGCUGGAUGUGUCGUUCUGACCCACUUUUAGUGGCAGCCACCGUACCCAGAUCUGGGUAUGUUCCUGGCGAAACCAUUGAUGUUACUCUGACUGUAAACAAUCUGAGUAAGGAAGAAGUAUCAGAAAUCAUCGUAAAGUUCCAAAAGGUUAUUCAAUUUAUUAGUCAAGUACAGAUAAUUGGGGAAACGCAACUUUUUGCCGAAAACAAGAUAGUUAAAUAUGAACUUCUCGAGAUUCAGAAGACCCUAUCGGUGGCUAAGCUCACUAAUACCAAAUUUGAAAAACAAUUCGUUGUUGGACCAAUAACGCCUACAGAAAAUCAGCAUUGUGAUGUUAUCAAAAUUGGAUACGAAAUGCAUAUAUCCGUGAAACCACGACUAUCCAGGCAGACAAUUGAGAUGACGAUUCCGAUCGUGGUUGGAUCUUCCGAAUCGACAACAAAUGAAGUAACACCUUUCCAGAGAUCUUCUGGAAUCGAGAAGCUAGCUAUGCACUUAGAUGAAACUCUUCCCACAGCUCCUCCACCACCAUACUUCGAAAGCAGUUGCAGCAUAGGGAGGAUAAAUUCUAUUCAGAGUGUUUACGAAAGAGAAAUAAGUGAAGAUAAUUGAAGAACAGAUUGAUUAACAUAUAUGAUAAAA
Molecule: messenger RNA, 1355 nt
Organism: Toxorhynchites rutilus septentrionalis
Lineage: Eukaryota; Metazoa; Arthropoda; Insecta; Diptera; Culicidae
Product: arrestin domain-containing protein 3-like
Exons: 3
Coding region: 186-1325 (379 amino acids)
Biological process (GO): protein transport
Cellular component (GO): cytoplasm
Source: RefSeq, a predicted model, not a curated record